AUGUCUUACAAAUCAUCGUAUUUUCGAUGCCUUGAACAUCGAUUAUCAACAUUGCAUGAAAAUAUGGACGACCAAGAAGCGGUAAAUAUUGUCAACAAUGAAAUAUCCAAAGAACAAUUACAAUCACUUAUUGGACGAGGAAAAACAACGUCAUUUAUUUUUUCAAUUAAAAAUCGUAUUGGUGGUUUAGCAAGAGUUCUUCAAGUUUUUCAGGAAAAUAAAAUAAAUGUUGUUCACAUUGAAUCUCGUCGUUGUCAUCGAACAAAUUCUGAAUAUGAAAUUUAUGUUGAUUUGGAAGCUGAUCAAGCUAAUAUUGAAAAAUCAAUGCACACAUUAAAAAGACAAGUUUCAUGUGUUGAUUUUGAUCCAACUCUACUUCUUGAACCCAAAGAAAAUAUUAAGAACGAAGAUAAAAGUUACGAUGCCAAGGCUCAUACGAUUACAAAUGAAAACAAUGAUCUCAAUAAGAUACCUUUAUCGCCGUUUAUCGACCAUAAUGGACAAGUCAUCGGACGUCAAAGUAAGUUAUAUUAA
Molecule: messenger RNA, 534 nt
Organism: Rotaria socialis
Lineage: Eukaryota; Metazoa; Rotifera; Eurotatoria; Philodinida; Philodinidae
Source: the annotation of a GenBank genome assembly